Pelecanus crispus (Dalmatian pelican) is the source of this 404-nucleotide messenger RNA. Lineage: Eukaryota; Metazoa; Chordata; Aves; Pelecaniformes; Pelecanidae. The record is from RefSeq and is a predicted model, not a curated record.
AGGGCUUGAAGAAACUCUUCUCGGGAGCUACGAUGGCAUCCAGCCGAGGGGCCCUAGUCACCGUUGGGCAGCUCUCCUGUUAUGACCAGGCCAAGCAGCUGGUUCUAGCGACUGGCAUGGGGUUGCUGUCAGACAACAUCUUCACUCACUUCCUGGCCAGCUUCAUCGCUGUGAGCAGGGCUGGGUGCGGGGAGCCCCUGGACGUGCUCAAGACCCGCCUCAUGAACUCCCAGGGCGAGUACCGGGGUGUUGCCCACUGUGCCAUGGAAACUGCCAAGCUCGGCCCUCUCGCCUUCUACAAGGGCUUCGUUCCUGCUGCCAUCCGGCUCAUUCCUCACACCGUCCUCACCUUUGUCUUCCUGGAACAGCUGCGCAAAUAUUUUGGGAUCAAAGUGAUCACCUGA